This is a messenger RNA of Andrographis paniculata, 2408 nucleotides long. Its product is annotated as pentatricopeptide repeat-containing protein At1g74630. The transcript has a single exon. NCBI's taxonomy places the organism in Eukaryota, Viridiplantae, Streptophyta, Magnoliopsida, Lamiales, Acanthaceae. The coding region runs from base 89 to 2059 and encodes 656 amino acids. Gene Ontology annotation, biological process: RNA modification. Gene Ontology annotation, molecular function: protein binding; zinc ion binding; RNA binding. The record is from RefSeq and is a predicted model, not a curated record.
UGAUGGCCUAAUCACUAGUCAGACAGUCAUCAGCACAGCAACGAACAAAAAAUCAACCACAUGAUCCGUACCACACUUAUUCUGUAGCAUGCAAAUGAACAACGCGGAGCAAUUCUGCACCCUGCUCUCCAAAACCUGCAAAUCCCUCCGAUCUCUCCUCCAAUUCCACGCCCACGCCACCAAAUCCGGCCUCGACUCCGACCUCCUCGUCGCCGGAAACCUCCUGCUCCACUGCGCCGUCAACCUCUCCGGCGCCGCCCUCCGCCACGCCGCCCUCCUCCUCCGCCACUCCCCCAAUCCCGACCCCUUCAUGUACAACACCCUCAUCCGCGGCUUCUCCCAAUCCCAUUCCCCUCACAAAUCCAUCUCCACCUUCUCCCAAAUGCUCAAAAAUCCAAACUCCCCACUCGACUCUUUCACCUUCGCCUUCACCCUCAAAUCCGCCGCUAACAUGCGCUGCUUAAGAACAGGAACUCAGUUGCAUUCGCAGGCCUUGCUGCGCGGCCUUCGUAGCCAUCUCUUCGUCGGGACGACAUUGCUGAGCAUGUACGCCGAAUGCGGCAGGAUCGAAUUUGCACAGAAGGUGUUCGACGAAAUGCCUGACCGGAAUAUCGCCACGUGGAACGCGCUGGUGACAGCUUUUUUCAGGUCCGGCGACGUGAUCGGAGCCGAAAGGGUGUUUAAUUCGAUGCCGGCGAAGGGUUUGAUCUCUCACAAUUUGAUGAUAGCCGGGUACGCCAAGUUCGGCGAGUUCGUGUUGGCGGAGAAGGUGUUCGACGAAAUGCCUAGUAGGGAUGACGUGUCGUGGGGUACUAUGAUCGUCGGGUUCGCGCAACACGGAUGGUUCGAUCAUGCGUUUCGGUAUUUUCGGGAGUUGGUGAGGGCGGGGACGACGCCGAGUGAAGUGAGUUUGACGGGCGUUUUAUCCGCAUGCGCGCAAAUGGGCGCGUUGGAGUUUACGAAGAUUUUGCAAUGUUACAUCGAGAAAGUCGGGUUACUAUGGAUGAUAGCGGCGAAUAACGCGCUCAUCGAUGCGUAUUCGAAGUGUGGAUAUACAGACACAGCUCGAUUGGUGUUCGAGAGGAUGCCGGGAGGAAAGAGCGUCGUUUCUUGGACGUCGAUAAUCGGGGGUUUGGCAAUGCAAGGCUACGCCGAGGAGGCGCUCAAUCUUUUCAGCAAAAUGGAAGCUUCUAGAAUCUACCCUGACGGAACGACUUUCAUCGCUGUCCUUUAUGCAUGUAGUCACGCCGGUUUGGUCGAUCGAGGGCGUGAAAUUUUCGACAAGAUGAGUAGGGUCUACGGUGUCGAGCCUCGGAUAGAACAUUACGGUUGCAUGGUGGAUCUAUACGGCCGCGCGGGUCAACUUACGAAGGCGUACGAGUUUGUCAUCGACAUGCCGGUUCGAGCCAACGACGUUAUAUGGCGAACGCUUCUCGGGUCGUGUACAUUUCACGGGAAUGUGAAAUUGGCGGAGGAGGUGAGGGGAAGGCUAUCGGAGUUGGAUCCGGGGAAUUCCGGCGACCAUGUUUUGUUGUCGAACGUCUAUGCUUGCGCGGGCAAGUGGAAGGACGCGGCGUCGGUGAGAAAAGCCAUGGCCGAGCGUAACUUGGCGAAAACGCCGGGUUGGAGCAUGGUCGAAGUGAAUAAGGCGAUGUACACGUUCGUCGCGGGCGUGAAGGAAGACGACGUGACGAUGGAGGCUUACGAGAAGUUGAAGGAAGUAAUGGCGAGGGUUAGAGUCGAGGGGGGUUAUGUUCCGGAGGUUGUCGAUGUUUUGCACGACAUCGAAGAGGAGGAGAAGGCGGGCGCGAUCGUUGCGCACAGCGAGAAAUUGGCGGUGGCGUUUGCGAUGGCGAGGGCGGCGGCGGCGGCGGCGCCGGGGAAUGGAAAUGGGAAUGGAGGGGUUGUGAGAGUUGUGAAGAACUUGAGAGUUUGUAAGGAUUGUCAUGGUGUGAUGAAGUUGAUUUCGAAGGUUUAUGAGAUUGAGAUUUUGCUUAGGGAUCGCAGUAGGUUUCACUCUUUUAGAAAAGGGAUUUGUUCUUGUCGAGAUUAUUGGUGACAAUCAAAUGAAACCAUAAUGGGGUUUUGAUUUUUGAUUUUGGGCUUUAGGUUUUGUCAAUUUGGAGUAUUGACUUUAAUGUGUUUUUUACAACAACUAAUAUUCUUUAUUAGGAUAUACUCCCUCGCCCAAGCUGCUAUAAAUUUACUUCUAAACAAGAGAUAUUACAAUGCUUGAUUUUUAUGUUUUUUUGAUAAAUUUGGAAAAAUUUUAGUUUGAAUUUGAUAUUAAGGGUGUGUUUGUUUGGGGGUUUGGAUUUUGAGUUGAGAUUUGAAUAGUAAAAAUUUUGAAUUUGAAUAGUUAUAUGAUGUGAUAUAAAUGGGUGUUAUGAUUUGAUGUUUUGGGGGAA